GGGUUUCUCUCUUCCUCACAGAGCAAAGCAGCAGCAGUCACCCCCGGAGAGGCGGCGCCGAGGCUUCCAUCCUACGACACCAUGGGUCGCAUGCACAGUCGCGGUAAGGGUAUUUCUUCCUCAGCUCUGCCCUACAAGAGGACUCCACCAAGUUGGCUGAAGAUCUCUUCUCAGGAUGUUGAGGAGAACAUCUGCAAAUUUGCCAAGAAGGGUAUGACACCUUCUCAAAUUGGUGUUAUACUUCGUGAUUCCCAUGGUAUUGCUCAGGUCAAGAGUGUCACUGGGAGCAAGAUCUUGCGGAUUCUCAAGGCUCAUGGGCUUGCUCCUGAAAUUCCCGAGGAUCUCUAUCACCUCAUUAAGAAAGCAGUUGCUAUUCGCAAGCAUCUGGAGAGGAACCGGAAGGAUAAGGAUUCCAAGUUUAGAUUGAUCUUGGUUGAGAGUAGGAUCCAUCGCCUUGCUCGCUAUUACAAGAGGACAAAGAAGCUGCCACCUGUGUGGAAGUAUGAAUCUACCACCGCCAGCACCCUUGUGGCUUAGGAAAAGUUCAUUUGGUAGCAGUUUUGGGCAUAGGUUAUGAGCGUACUCAAGCAAGAUUUUCAAGAAUUUUAGUUGUGUUUUUGAUCAGGGGGAAAACAGUUGUUUGAUGGAUUAUUGAACCAAUUUGUGUUUCGCACUUACAUUUAUCAAUUCUCUACUAAAAUGUUGUUUUUCUGAAUUACAUUUGGUUUGAGUAAUGCCACAACAUCCAUUAGUUA
Vitis riparia (riverbank grape) is the source of this 755-nucleotide messenger RNA. Its product is annotated as 40S ribosomal protein S13. The transcript is spliced from 5 exons. The record is from RefSeq and is a predicted model, not a curated record. Bases 82 to 537 code for a protein of 151 amino acids. Lineage: Eukaryota; Viridiplantae; Streptophyta; Magnoliopsida; Vitales; Vitaceae. Gene Ontology annotation, cellular component: nucleolus; ribosome; cytosolic small ribosomal subunit. Gene Ontology annotation, biological process: translation. Gene Ontology annotation, molecular function: small ribosomal subunit rRNA binding; structural constituent of ribosome.